Messenger RNA from Chaetura pelagica (chimney swift), 957 nucleotides. It is a transcript of the gene RILP, whose product is annotated as Rab interacting lysosomal protein. The transcript is spliced from 7 exons. Lineage: Eukaryota; Metazoa; Chordata; Aves; Apodiformes; Apodidae. Gene Ontology annotation, molecular function: protein dimerization activity. Gene Ontology annotation, biological process: cilium assembly. Gene Ontology annotation, cellular component: cytoplasm; ciliary basal body. The record is from RefSeq and is a predicted model, not a curated record.
AUGGUAGAACGAUGCUUUGAGUCAAGGAACUCUGACAGCACGGUGCGGAAGGAGCGGGAGGUGAUGCUGAGGCUGAAGGAGGUGGUGGACAAGCAGAGGGAUGAGCUUCGUGCCCAAGCCCACGAGAUCGUCUGCAAGAGCCGAGACACGGAGGCGCUGCAGGAGCAGCUGCAGCGCUUCAUGGCCAUGAACGAGGAGCUGCGGCACAAGGUGGCCGUGGUGCAGGCACAGCUCAAGAGCGCCCUGGAGAAGAAGUCGGACCUGGAGGCCGUGAUGCUGCAAACCCAGAAGGAAAUGAGCAGGAGGAACAGGACCACCUCGGAGGUCCAGGAGCCAAAGGCCAGCCCGGUGAGUCUGAGCCCAUGGCCCUGCUGGAUGGGGUUUUGGGGAUUCCUGCUUGUCUGCUGACAUUUCAUCCUCCAGGAAGGAGCAGCAGCACCACCUAAUGAGGAGCAGCACCAGGACAUGGAUGCAGGCAGGAACCCUGCUCACUGCUGCUUCUCCAAGGAGGAGCUGCAGCAGAUCCUGCAAGAGCGGAACGAGCUCAAGACCAACCUGUUCUUAGUGCAGGAGGAACUGGCCUAUUACCAGAGGGAGCUGCUGAAUGAAGAGAGAGUUCCUGGCUUCUUCCUGGAUGCCAUGAAGUCGACUAUCAAAAGACAGAGAAAAAAAAUCAGAGCCAAAAUGCUGGGAACAGCAGAGGAGUCAGCCAGCAGCGAAGAGGACGAGGGCUCCUGGCUCCCAGCUCAUGGCACAGAUGAUGUGGAUGCUCAGCCUCCCGAAUCCAAAAUUAGGAGCUUUUUUGGGCAGUGGUAUCAGAGCGACAGCGGAGACCCCCCCACAUCCAGCUGCUCUGGAGCCUGGGAAAUCAUCGACUCACUGGACACGCAGCUGGAGCCCAAAGGAGAGAGUGAGGGGGCAGGCAGCUCCCCGGACAGAGCCUCACCCCCCCUCUGA